Messenger RNA from Rotaria sp. Silwood2, 795 nucleotides. The record is from the annotation of a GenBank genome assembly. Lineage: Eukaryota; Metazoa; Rotifera; Eurotatoria; Philodinida; Philodinidae.
AUGAACACAAUAACUGAAUGUGAAAAAGGAUUACUUGAAUUAAUUGACAAAUUGCGAAACCAAUAUGGUUUAAUCAAUGUUUUAAAUGCCCAAUAUGAAACAAUACGUAAUCAACGGCGUAAAAUUGUUCUUGUUGUUGCUGGUAGUUUGAAAGCAGGCAAGAAUAGUUUCAUCAAUUAUCUUCUUGAAUCAGACGUAUGUCCUGCAGGAAUCUACGAAACAACUGCUCGAUUAACGAAAAUUACACAUGAUCUACAAACAUUAGUUAAACUUGAAUCGCUUACUGGUGAAUUAAAAGAACAGUACGAAAUACAUAGUAAUGAACAACUGAAAGAAAUUACUGACAAUCUCAUUGCUCUCAAAGGAGCUGCUCGUGAAGAAGAUGUAUGCACAGACAUUGCCACCAUUCAGUUGGAUCGUAAGGAAUUAGAAAAUAUUGAACUCUGGGAUAUUCCGGGCUAUGACGAAAACCCAUUGCUGAAUUCAAUUGUUGAAGAUAUUCUAAAAGAAACGAGUAUUUUUUUCAUUUUAACAUCGAUCGCGGGAGGUAUUCGUGACACCAUUGUGAAUCUUAUUCGAUCUUGUUGGAAAAAGUAUACAGAUCGACCAAAAGUUUGCUUUAUUGUAACAAAAAUCAAUCAGGUGACGAUGAACCCAAAGGCAGAAACAACUUUAGAUAACGCGCUCGAUCAUGUAUUUCGUCGAAUUCAAAAUCAAUUUCAAAUAGAACUCGGUGACGAGUGGAAAUCUUCACACUUUUCAUUCCAUUAUGUACGGAUUCGAAAUACAAUUUGA